AUGGUUGCUAAUCUUUCAAAUGACCAUCAUGCAACAACCGCAUUACCCUCACCGACGUCGUAUGGUCGUCAUCGUGAUCUCGUGAUCAACCAUGAUCCGACAUCGGUCGUGGCCGUUGUCGAGGGCGUCACCCUGAUCGUCAUCUUCCUCGGGGCGUUGGUCGCCAAUGUGAUCGCAAUGACGGCGAUCCUUCGAGACAAGUUGCUGCGGAAGAACCUCCAUAACUGGUUGAUCCUCAACCUCAUCGUAAACGACCUCGGUAUAACGAUUACAAGUAUGUCUUUCUCCAUCGUAUCCGUCUUCGACCACGGUCAGUUUCUGGUCAACAAUGAUGUCAUCUGCUUGAUAAAUGGAACGGGGGCUGUAGGCUUCUCUCUCGGUAACUUCGCUACGAUCCUGGCCAUCUCUGUAGACCGCUACCUGACCGUUGUCUGGUCCACCCGCUUUCCUCCCACCAAGUCUAGGACCAUCGUCUUUAUCGUCCUCUGUUAUGUGAUUUCGUUUAUCAACGUCUUGCCACCUUUCUUCAAGUUCCUCUCCGACUUCAAGUAUCACCCGGACACACACCACUGUUCACCCGUCUGGGAGGCCUGUCUCUACUACAUCAUCUGCUUCGUCAUUGUCUUCUGUAUCACCGUACCCGUCAUGGUCUUAUGCUACACCGGUGUUGUCUUGACCUUGAGGCGACAGGAACUGCAGCUUCGGUCGUUCUCCAAGGACAACCGGACAGCUUCUCCUGAAGUUGUGACUACUAAACCCGGGGGAAGGAUGCAAAUAUCAGCUGACGUCACCAGUGACAGGUACACCCAGGCGGCAUCUUCAACAGACGCAGUGACCAAGUCCGCAGAGAGCUGCCAGACCGAGGACUAUUUUCCAUCGGUAGACGCAGACACAGAGGAACCUUCCAACGACGGCGCACUUGAGAUGCAGGACCAAAAGGACCAUGCAGACGAGAGGGCUCGGCGGAAGAGAAAAAUUAAGAAGAGAAAUGUUCGCGUGAUGCAAGGCAAUCUCAGUAUGGACAAGAGGGUUGCCCUGACAGGAAUCUUACUGGUCAUGACUACAGUGGUAUGCUGGGCGCCAUACUUUAUCGUCCACUCCUGCUUCAUACCCAUCGACUCCAAUCAUUGGAUGGGCGUGGUGACGAUGUGGCUGAGCUAUGCCAACUCCCUGCUCGACCCUCUGAUCUACUCGUUCAUGAACCGACGAGUCCGGGCCAGGUACCGAACCCUGUUUAGCUGGUGCCCAGGGAUCAAUUGGAAGUCUUUUCGAAAUCGACUCGUUAAAGCUCUUCGCAUCGUUACUGUUUUCAUGGAGAUAACAUCGACACAUGACGUCAUUGUUUUUAAACAUACAGUAAAAAAGCGGUUGACUUUAAUACAGAAUACCGCUGAUUUCUGGAUUCCAUUUAUCAUGAAUAUGAUCAUCGAUCUUAAACAGUCACUCUCAGCUUUGAGGUCUACGACGCGGUUCGUGUAACCAGCGGGUUCUCGAUACUCUUGUAAAUGUACAAAUUUCAUUAUUUUUUUUUACGAAUACAUGGACUCAAAGAGAGACGAAGCCGGCAAUAAGCGGGGGUGGAAUUCCAUUAUACUAAUCUGCUAAAUGAAAAAAUCGACCUAUUAAUUGCCAUUCGCCUUUUCGGGAGGUAUUUCAUGUAAGGCCCAUCAGGAGAAAUACUGAUGGUAUGUACCAAGAGUCAUUAAUUAUUUUGUUUAAAUAAUAUUUCUUCCGGGAAAAAACUGAUUAUCUUACAAUGGUUUUCCCCCUCCUUCUCUCUCUUAAAGUUCAUAUUUAACAGGUAGACUAAUUGA
This is a messenger RNA of Strongylocentrotus purpuratus (purple sea urchin), 1814 nucleotides long. Its product is annotated as 5-hydroxytryptamine receptor 1B-like. The coding region runs from base 1 to 1479 and encodes 492 amino acids. The transcript is spliced from 3 exons. NCBI's taxonomy places the organism in Eukaryota, Metazoa, Echinodermata, Echinoidea, Camarodonta, Strongylocentrotidae. The record is from RefSeq and is a predicted model, not a curated record. Gene Ontology annotation, cellular component: membrane. Gene Ontology annotation, biological process: G protein-coupled receptor signaling pathway. Gene Ontology annotation, molecular function: peptide binding; G protein-coupled receptor activity.